Dothidotthia symphoricarpi CBS 119687 is the source of this 765-nucleotide messenger RNA. RefSeq lists its product as uncharacterized. Gene Ontology annotation, molecular function: S-adenosylmethionine-dependent methyltransferase activity; protein methyltransferase activity. Gene Ontology annotation, cellular component: eRF1 methyltransferase complex. The transcript has a single exon. Bases 1 to 765 code for a protein of 254 amino acids. The record is from RefSeq and is a predicted model, not a curated record. NCBI's taxonomy places the organism in Eukaryota, Fungi, Ascomycota, Dothideomycetes, Pleosporales, Dothidotthiaceae.
AUGCUCCCGACUCCCUCCACAUCCCACGUCUGCUUUGAUCGCGUCUACGAGCCAGCUGAAGACUCGUAUCUGCUCCUCGACACGCUAUCCUCGCCCUCAGAAACCACUUUCCUGCGCGCCCGCUUCAAGCAGCCAUCUUGCGCCCCGCCAUUAGUUCUCGAAGUCGGCGUGGGCUCAGGCGUAGUCCUAGCUUUCGUAGCCGCGAACGCAGACACGAUAUUCGGGCGCCACGAUGUACUGACCCUCGGGACUGACAUCAACAGCUUCGCGUGCCGCGCCGCCUCGCAAACAGUGCGCAAUGCAGUGAAAGAGCGGGAGAGUGGGAGGAGCGUCUUCCUGGAUGUUGUGAAUGGCGACCUAGCUUCUGCGCUUCGCCCGCACUCGGUCGAUGUGUUCAUAUUCAACCCGCCGUAUGUUCCUGCUGAGCUGCCGGAUCUCGCGCGCCAUACCGGUUAUAAUGAUGUUCCUGCGGGUGGGCAGAAGACGUCUUUUGAACAGGAUUCGUAUCUGCUGGAGCUGUCGUAUGCUGGCGGCGAGGAUGGCAUGGUGGUGACGGAUAGGAUGCUGGAGCAGAUCCCGGGCAUAUUGAGUAAGGGGACAGGCGUCGCAUAUGUGCUGCUGUGCGCGCAGAACAAGCCUGAGGUCGUCAAGCAGCGGAUAAGAGAGUGGGGGCCUGGCUGGAAGGCGGAGACUGUGGGCUCGAGUGGGCAGAAGGCUGGGUGGGAGAAACUUCAGAUUGUGAGGAUAUGGAAGAGUACGAAUUGA